Penicillium hordei is the source of this 414-nucleotide messenger RNA. Its product is annotated as EthD domain-containing protein. The coding region runs from base 1 to 414 and encodes 137 amino acids. Lineage: Eukaryota; Fungi; Ascomycota; Eurotiomycetes; Eurotiales; Aspergillaceae. Gene Ontology annotation, molecular function: oxidoreductase activity. The transcript has a single exon. The record is from RefSeq and is a predicted model, not a curated record.
AUGCCUGUCAAAAUGCUAGUCUUUCUUUACCGCAACCCCCAUCUGACACCGGAAGAAUUCAAGAAGUGCUACGAAGCGCACGUCAAACUUGUCAAGAAGAUCGCAGGCGGGGAUUUCCCUCUUUCCCAUCAUCGAAACUAUGUCUCCCGCAAUACAGUCGAAAUCCCUCCGGAUGGCUCUACCGCACGGAACGCCUUCACCCCGGCCAUUAUACUGCGCGGGCGACAGCCAGACUUCGACUUUGACGCCUACGCCGAACUUACUUUCUCAAAUCAGGUUGCCUACCAGGCCUUUGCAGCCAAGAUCUAUGCCCCGGAUGCCGCUGCCCAGAUAACUGCUGACGAGGAUAAAUUUCUGGAUCGGUUGAAGAUGGGAAUGGCCUUGGUUGGGGAGGUCAGAGUUACCGUGAAGUGA